This is a messenger RNA of Cuscuta epithymum, 2654 nucleotides long. Lineage: Eukaryota; Viridiplantae; Streptophyta; Magnoliopsida; Solanales; Convolvulaceae. The record is from the annotation of a GenBank genome assembly.
ACAACCGCACGCACUUGAAUCAUGAUGACUUAAAUACCGAAAACCCCAUACUGCCCCUCCCUCUCUCUCUCUCAGAACCUUCUUCCUCAACCAUUAAUGGAUGUCCUCUGGGCUAUUCUACUCCCUGUCUUUGCCCUCUGCUUCCUCAGCAGUGCCCUUUUGAGAUGGAAUGAGUUGAGGUUCAGGAAGAAAGGGCUGCCUCCAGGGACCAUGGGUUGGCCACUUUUUGGUGAAACCACUGGUUUCUUGAAACAAGGCCCCAUCUUCAUGAAGAACCAGAGGGCCAGAUAUGGGAGUUUCUUUAAAUCACACAUUCUGGGCUGCCCAACGAUUGUUUCAAUGGAUCCAGAGGUGAACAGAUACAUACUUGUGAAUGAGGCAAAAGGUCUGGUUCCGGGCUACCCGCAAUCCAUGCUGGACAUUCUGGGCAAAUGCAAUAUUGCUGCAGUUCAUGGCUCUGCUCAUAAACACAUGAGAGGGGCAUUAUUGUCACUCAUCAGCCCUUCCAUGAUCAAAUCCCACCUUUUGCCUAAAAUUGAUGAUCUCAUGAGAUCCCAUGUUAGCCCCUCUUGGGAUGGCAAAGUGAUUGACAUUCAAGAAAAGACUAACAAGAUGGCAUUUUUAUCAUCAUUGAAGCAAAUUGCUGGCAUUGAAUCUACCUCCAUAGCAGAAGAGUUCAUGCCAGACUUCUUUAAGCUUGUACUCGGGACACUUUCGCUUCCAAUCAACCUCCCUAACACAAACUACCAGCAUGGGUUGCAGGCAAGAAAGAACAUUGUCAGGCUACUGAGAAAACUCAUAGAGCAGAGAAGAGAGUGUGGGGAAAAACAUGAAGACAUGCUUGGAUUCUUGAUGAAUGAAGAACAGAAUCGAUACAUGCUAAACGACGAUGAGAUGAUUGAUUUAAUCAUCACACUUUUGUACUCUGGGUAUGAAACUGUUUCCACUACCUCCAUGAUGGCUGUCAAGUAUCUCAGUGAUCACCCUAAUGUUCUUGAUGAGCUAAGAAAAGAACAUAUUGCCAUAAGAGAAAAGAAAGCACCUAAUGAUCCGAUUGACUACAACGACUUCAAAUCAAUGCGGUUCACUCGUGCUGUGAUCUUUGAGACAUCAAGAUUAGCCACAAUAGUAAAUGGAGUCCUGAGGAAAACCACUAAAGAUAUUGAACUUAAUGGUUAUGUCAUUCCCAAAGGAUGGAGGAUAUACGUGUACACAAGAGAGGUCAAUUAUGAUCCUGGACUAUAUCCUGAUCCAUAUACUUUCAAUCCAUGGAGAUGGCUGGUCAGUAAUUUUCCCUGAUUUACCAACCUUAUUGUUUUUUUUACAAAUGUAAAGGGUUUUACUAAAUAAACAAAAAAAUAAAUGCAGGAUAAAAGCACAGACAACCAAAAUCAUUUCUUGAUGUUUGGAGGGGGGGACUAGGCAGUGUCCUGGGAAAGAGCUUGGGAUAGCUGAAAUCUCAACAUUUCUCCACUAUUUUGUAACUAGAUACAGGUAAAUACACAUACUAUCUCACUUUCAAAGUUUCAAUGAGAUUAAUACUAGCAGACACUUAUUAAAUGUGACAUUAUCAGGUUUAUUUUGUGAAACAAAGUUAGACAUGUGAUCAUUAGCCAUUGAAUGUGUACAAUAAGAGUAUCUACCUAAUAGAAUAUUCAUAUUUUUUUUUGCAAGGAAGAAUAUUCUUAUUUAACAUUAUUGAAGUAUUUGUCCCAUAUCUUUUAUACAUAAAAGAAUAAACCAAUCAUAUUUUGAAUCACUCCUAUCGGAUUAAUUAGGCCGGAAAUAAGUUUAAUAUGAGAUGAGUCUAGUUCGAUUGUAGUUUUGCCUUUUUGUUUGUUUGGGUAGUUUAGAAUUCAUUUUUUCCAUUUCUCCACUUCAACUUGUAGUCAUGUCAUGUUUUUGCUUGUGGGACAUGUUGAACUAUUUACCUAGUUAAAUAGUAGUACUCCGUAUAAAGUUAUAAAGUACUUGUUAUAACUGACAUGUAAAAUUUUGGCUGUCUUAUCAAAACAUCAUCUCAAAGCUAGAUAAUAAGGCAUUAACUGCAAAUAAUUGUUUCAUAUGGUGGAUGGAAUAUUGUUAAUUUCAGGGUUUAUUUGGGAUACUGUUCAGUUUCUGAUUCUAAUUCUUGUACUGAAUUUGGAAUGCAGAUGGGAAGAAGUAGGAGGGGAUAAAUUGAUGAAAUUUCCGAGAGUUGAAGCACCAAAUGGACUACAUAUCAGAGUUUCAUCCUACUAACUAACCAAUUCAUAAUGGGUUGGAGAUUAUUAUAUUGUACAUAAGGAGAAAGGACGCAGAAUGUGAUUGUGAAUAUGAGCAAAGAUGUAAAUCGUCCUCUAACACGUAGAAAGUAGUCUAUGUACCCUAUUUUUUGCAGGAUGUAUAAAUAGGCAUGUUUCCCAUUUUAAUAGACUCCAUUUCAGACCGUGCAAGUAGCCAAAUAUUGGGUGUUGAUUGAUUAUAAAGAGGUAGAUUCUAUGGUACUAAUAAUGUACCUUACUUUUGUCCACAUGGACUAAUGAGAAUGUAGUAGUUGAAUUAUUUAAAUCUAAAUUAAAAAUGAUAAAGUGAUGUGGUCCAAUCAAAUGAAUGAUAGGUACGGUACCCUAUUUUUUUAAAGGGUACCGGUGUUGUCACCAAAUAAAGAAGGG